Penicillium verhagenii is the source of this 3015-nucleotide messenger RNA. Its product is annotated as La domain family. The record is from RefSeq and is a predicted model, not a curated record. Gene Ontology annotation, molecular function: RNA binding. Bases 1 to 3015 code for a protein of 1004 amino acids. NCBI's taxonomy places the organism in Eukaryota, Fungi, Ascomycota, Eurotiomycetes, Eurotiales, Aspergillaceae. Gene Ontology annotation, biological process: positive regulation of translation. Gene Ontology annotation, cellular component: cytoplasmic stress granule; cytosol. The transcript has 2 exons.
AUGCCUACUUUCAGUUACGCGCAAGCCGCAAAGGGAGUGUCUGACUCACCAGCACCCGCCACGCCGGUAUCUACAGAGCCCGAGAAGAUCGAGUCCAAGCACGAAGAAACCAACGAGGUCCCCACAGAGCCCGUAACCACAACCUCGGAAACCGAAACACCACAGGAGGCUGAAGUGACGACUUCGAAUGUUGACGAGGAUGCUGAAUUCACCACCGUGACCAACAAGCAUGCCUCUAGAUCCAAGGCUGUCCACUCCAGGACGUCAUCCCCAAGCGUCCGGUCCGCCGCAACUCAGUCCAAGGAAGUUGAAUCCUCAAAUACUUCCAAUGGAACUCAAGAGGUUUCAUCUGAGAAGCAGGCUCAGUCUGAUGCUAAGACUGAGAAGGCUGAGAAUGACGCUGAAGAAUCCAAGGAUAAGUCUGGAAAGACUGAGAAGUCUGACAAGACUGACAAGGCCGAGAAAAGCACCUCACCAAAGGAGUUGAAGGCAGCCCCUCUCCCUUCAGUGAACAUCUGGCUGCAACGCAAGGAAGCACAAGAUGCCAAGGUCAAGACCUCUCCACCUCCUACUGCCGGCAAGGCUAGCCUCGCAAAGGCUACUGAAGAGAGCCAACAGGACUCGCCCAAGACAAACUCUAAGAAGAAGGGAUCCGAAUCCCCGCAAGAAGGCACCAAGGGAGGCAAGAAGUCUGAUGCUGCAAAGGGCCGGGAUGGUGCCUUGCCCUCAGUCGAAGAUGCCACAUCAUGGCCUACACCGCAGGUUGCUACUGGUGAAGAUAAGAAGAAGUCCGAGAAGUCCGAGAAGUCCGAGAAGAGCCCGGUCCAGCGUUCUCAUGGCAAGGAGAAGUGGAUGCCUGUCAACUACGUCCCAACUGCUGUUUUCAACACCCCUCUACCUUCCGCUGGCCGUGGAGGUCGCAAAGCUACUCGUGGUGGACGGGAUGGCGGUCGUGGUGCAUCUCACGCAAACGGUGCUGCCACUGGUGAGAAGGCCACCCAGGGCCAGUCUGCCCCCAAUUCUGGCGGCAAGCAGGUAUCUGCAGAGCGUGGCCGCAAUGAAGCUGGCACUGGCCGUGCUGCUUCUGUUCCUGCACAGAACAGACGCUCUGCCAAUUCCGAUGUGACCACCCCCGAGGGUCACAAGACUCAAGCCGCUGAGCGCAACAACAACAACAAUCACCGCCACCAGCGUGCUGCUGAAGAUGCUGCUGUCCCAAAUGGAAAGCAAGUCAACGGGGGUGGUGAUGUUGCCCGUCCCCAGCGUGACGGCAAGCAAUUCAACCGCAACAAUAACAACAACGAGGCUCGUAAUGCCAAGGGUGGUCAACUCGCUGUUGACUCCCAAGCUGCCGCUCGUGCUAACGAACGUCGAUUUGACUCUGGCUCCAAGUCAGCUGAUGUGAAUCGCGAGGUUGGUGCAGGUGCUUUCCAGGAUUUCCACCGUGACUCUCGUGCUGAUCGAGGAGGUCGUGGCUCUAACCGUGGACGUGGUGGUGCUUACUCUGGGUUCAAUGGUCACAAUGGCCAUUUUAACCCCGGAAACAACUUUGUUCCCAAGAGUUUCGGUUACAAUGACCGUCAACGGUCCCAGCAUGGUCUUGCCAACGGCGCACAGCAGGGCAACCGAAUGCCUUUGAGGUCGCCUUCUAUGACUGCCAAUGCGAACCCAUAUGGUGUCUACCCGUACCAGUCUGACGUUAACAACAUGUACCCAUAUCAGCAGGUCAACCCUGGCCCCAUGAACGCCAUGCCUUACCAGCCAUACCCGGAAACCCCCUCGCUUGUGACCAUGCUCUCUCUUCAGUUGGAGUACUACUUCUCUGUUGAUAACAUGUGCAAGGACAUGUUCCUUCGUAAACAGAUGGAUUCUGAAGGCUUUGUUCCUCUCAAUGUUAUUGCCAAUUUCAAGCGUGUGCAGUCCUUGACUGAAGACUUUGAUCUCCUUCGUCAAGUUUCCCGUCAACUCCGUACCGUCCAGCACCAGAUUGGUGAAGAUGGUGUCGACCGCUUGCGCCCUCGCGAGAAAUGGGCCCAGUGGGUGCUGUCCGAUGCUCCCCCAGCACUCCCCGCAAAGAACGACGAGAACACUCCUUUCAAUAGCCACUUCGAUAGCCCAUCCAAUGGUUUUAUUAACCCGGGAUCACAACAAUUCGUUCCCAACGGCACAGCUUCCUACAACCCCGGCACAGCUCUUUCCUCUACGGCCCCAGAGUUCCAGCCUUCGGGACAGAAUGAAGUUGCUACUGUAGGACCUCCCCAGGAUUUCUUUUGUUUCCCCCCCCUUGAUGGCCUCGAAAUGGAUCCCUUUUCUCAUAUGGCAACCCAACUGGACAAAACAUUUAUUGACCAACCUAAAUCAGCGCGCGGAUUAGAUCCAAAGACCGAACCUUAUUACCCCUCGGAACUGGCCACACAGCGAGCUGGUGACCAGGGUGGCUCGUAUGAAUCAUAUCAUUCCCACAAUAUUUUAGGUACCGAAAUUGACCAGUCGCCAGAGGUUCAAAACUCCAAGUCAUUUGAGUGGAAGAGAAGACACAACUAUUCGGAAAGAAGCCGCCAUAGACUUGCCAGGUCAUACAACGAGUUCCAAAACCAGGAUUUUGAAAGCUCGGAACACCGGCCCUUCAAUCGAAAUCUUGCCUCCCCUGCCGGUUAUCAGUACAUGCUUGAUCGUUUGGAGAAGGUGUUUGAUGAAAAAAUGUACAAUGAAUUUAGGCGUCAUGCCCUUGAUGAUCUCCUAACUCGACAAAACAGAUAUGGUUUCAAUUGCCUUCUUGAGUUCUUUCGCCUUUCUCUUACUCCGGACUUUCCUCUGCAUCAUAUUGUCCUUUCAGAUCUGAUUGGCCUGUGCCACGAUGAAUCUUUCAAACCUCGUGAUGUCAUCUUUGGUUUCGCUCGAGAUGCCGUCCAUCAUGAUGAUACUCCACACCAAAAAUCACGCAGGAUUCAUACAACGUUUACCCGAGAAUUUGGCAGGCAGUGGUUAAGACCGUGGAAAGCACCCUUUAAUUGA